GUGAUGUUAUAGUGUCUCCUGUCUCAUGGUGUGUCUCUGUUUGUUGACUUCACAGCUCAUCUGUGGGACGAGACACUUCUGACUUCAGGACGUCCGUCUGGAAUUAGUUCCCACUGAAGAACAAGAAUGACUUCUCCACAAAAGCUCAUCUGUGGGACGAGACACUUCUGACUUCAGGACGUCCGUCUGGAAUUAGUUCCCACUGAAGAACAAGAAUGACUUCUCCACAAAAGGGGGUCGUUCCUGAUGAAGAAGCAGGACCAGUCAGCGAGGAAGAUCAUGAGGUUCCUGAGACGCUGCAGACACAGAAACAGAGAGGAAUAGGAGUCAAACGUCACCACUGUCAGAACUGUGACAAAUCCUUCAAAACUUCAACCUCUUUAAAGAUUCAUCAGAGAGUUCACACUGGAGAGAAACCUUACAGCUGUGAUCAGUGUGGGGCAGCUUUCACAUUAAGGAGUCACUUAAAAAGACAUCAACGCAUUCAUACUGGAGAAAAACCUUACAGCUGUGCUCAAUGUGGGGCAGCUUUCACACAACAGAGUACCCUAAAAUGUCAUCAACGCAUUCACACUGGAGAGAAACCUUACAGCUGUGAUCAAUGUGGGGCAGCUUUCACACUAAGGAGUCACCUAAAAAGACAUCAACGCAUUCAUACUGGAGAGAAACCUUACAGCUGUGAUCAAUGUGGCGCAGCUUUCACACACCAGAGUAACCUACAAAGCCAUCAACGCAUUCACACAGGAGAGAAGCCGUACUGGUGUGAACAAUGUGGGGACAUUUUUUCUCGUGUUGAUGCCCUUAAAUCUCACCAGCGCAUUCACACUGGCGAGAAGCCGUACUGGUGUGAACAAUGUGGGAAAACGUUUUCUCGUGGUGAUACCCUUAAAUCUCACCAGCGCAUUCACACUGGAGAGAAGCCGUACUGGUGUGAACAAUGUGGGGACAUUUUUUCUCGUGCUGAUGCCCUUAAAUCUCACCAGCGCAUUCACACUGGAGAAAAGCCGUACAGCUGUGGACAAUGUGGGACAACGUUUUCUCGUGGUGAAACCCUUAAAUCUCACCAGCUCAUUCACACUGGAGAGAAGCCGCACUGGUGUGGACAAUGUGGGAAAACGUUUUCUCGUGGUGAUACCCUUAAAUCUCACCAGCGCAUUCACACUGGAGAAAAGCCGUACUGGUGUGAACAAUGUGGGAAAACAUUUUCUCAGAGUGGUAGCCUUAAAAGACACCAGCACAUCCACACUGCCUCGUAGUGAACAUGUUUCAGAGCCAAGCUGUUUCCUCCUGCCUCCUCCUCAUGCCCUGAUAGCUGUGUUGUUAUAUUCUGAUCUUCUCUCCACAUUGAAGGCUGACCAGCAGUAACUUUAUCUUCUGAACAGCAUGUAUGUUAUCCUGGCUACGACUCCAUAUUACGCUCCCUUCCUUUGAAGGGGUAGUCAUUCAUGUAAAAAGUUUUAACCCUCUGCUUUGAACCGUAUCCCACAGGCUUCUUCAGUGGAUCAGAGUUCAGUCUGACACUUCAGUCACAUUAAAACAGCUGGUCCCAUUCAGAGGGAAGUUUAAGAGCUGAAGAAGUCUGUGGAAUUUGGUCAAAAGCUCCAAAUGAGAGAAUGUGAGCUUUGUGUUGAGAAUGAUCUGUUAAAAAUGUGUUCCCAUUAUUUGUUUUUGUCUGCCUUAUGCAUAUACUUUUUUUUAUUAUUCGUAGUUUAACAUGAUAUUUUCUUACUUUGUGGACCUUUCAUUUAAUAAUCUAUAUUUUACAUUUUAUAUUAACUCUUUGUAUUUUCUGUCUCUGAAUGUGGUUUAAGAUCUGUUGAGUUUUGUUCACUGUAAAAACGGGAACUUGAAAUUGCUCAUCUUACUUUGAUUUUCAAUUAAACUGAA
Molecule: messenger RNA, 1887 nt
Organism: Sander lucioperca (pikeperch)
Lineage: Eukaryota; Metazoa; Chordata; Actinopteri; Perciformes; Percidae
Product: zinc finger protein 239-like
Exons: 5
Coding region: 216-1256 (346 amino acids)
Biological process (GO): regulation of transcription by RNA polymerase II; central nervous system development
Cellular component (GO): nucleus
Molecular function (GO): RNA polymerase II cis-regulatory region sequence-specific DNA binding; DNA-binding transcription factor activity, RNA polymerase II-specific
Source: RefSeq, a predicted model, not a curated record